Molecule: messenger RNA, 603 nt
Organism: Styela clava
Lineage: Eukaryota; Metazoa; Chordata; Ascidiacea; Stolidobranchia; Styelidae
Source: RefSeq, a predicted model, not a curated record
AUGUAUGAUGAUCUCUCUGCAAAACAAAAAUCAAUGGAUGUUAAAUUAACAACAUGCAGUAAAAGAAUACGCGAACUUGAAGAAUUAGUAUAUGAUCUCGAAGAAGAUCUUUAUUUUGUCACCGAAAAACUCGAGGAACAAGAAAGGCGAUCCAGACUCGACAACCUUGAGUUUCACGGUCUUCCUCCUACAGUGAAUGAAGACACAGACAAAAUAAUAAUGGAGAUUGGCAAAUCCAUCCAUGUCGAUAUCAAACCCUCAGACAUCUCUGUCACUCACCGUAGUCCAACUCACAAUACUAAUAUUCACAAACCUAUUAUAGUCAAGUUUACUAACAGAAAAAUACGGAGCAAAAUUCUGAAAAAUCGGCACCUUAUCAGAACUGCUGCCAAUGGACCAUUAACAAAAAACUUAUCAAAAGCUUUUAUUGUGGAAAACCUAACUGAAAAAAACAAAAAUCUUUUCUAUCAAGCUAAAAUCCUCAAAAAGCAAUGCGGAUACGCUUUUCUUUGGACUUCUAAUGGAAGAGUGCUAGUGAAAAAAAACAAGGACACCAGUCCCCUAUCAAUAUCUGACGAAGAAGACUUAAAAAAAAUCAGAUAA